Messenger RNA from Dacryopinax primogenitus, 788 nucleotides. RefSeq names its product ras-domain-containing protein. The transcript is spliced from 5 exons. The record is from RefSeq and is a predicted model, not a curated record. Bases 55 to 681 code for a protein of 208 amino acids. Gene Ontology annotation, cellular component: plasma membrane; endosome. Gene Ontology annotation, molecular function: GTPase activity; GTP binding. Gene Ontology annotation, biological process: regulation of exocytosis; protein localization to plasma membrane; protein secretion. NCBI's taxonomy places the organism in Eukaryota, Fungi, Basidiomycota, Dacrymycetes, Dacrymycetales, Dacrymycetaceae.
UCCACCACCCCUUCAGCCUCCUUUUUGACUACUCUAUUCUCUCACUAGACAACAAUGGUGAACCCGCAUUACGACUUCCUCAUCAAGCUCCUGCUCAUCGGCGACUCUGGUGUCGGCAAGUCAUGCUUGCUGCUGCGGUUCUGCGACGAUGCUUGGACACCUUCAUUCAUCACAACUAUUGGAAUUGACUUCAAAAUACGUACCAUUGAGCUUGAUGGAAAGCGGAUCAAGCUUCAGAUUUGGGACACAGCCGGACAAGAGCGCUUCAGGACCAUCACAGUUGCAUAUUACCGCGGAGCGAUGGGAAUUCUACUUGUCUACGAUGUAACGGACGAGCGGUCGUUCAACAACAUCCGCACGUGGUUCUCAAAUGUCGAGCAGCACGCAUCCGAAGGUGUAAACAAGAUCUUGAUUGGCAACAAGUGUGACUGGGACGACAAACGUGCGGUGAGCACACAGCAGGGUCAAGAGCUAGCCGACGAGCUGGGAGUGCGUUUCCUCGAGACGUCGGCGAAGCAGAACAUCAACGUAGAGGAGGCCUUCUUCAGCCUUGCUAGGGACAUCAAGGCACGGCUGCUUGAUACACUUCCCGAUCAGGGAGCAGCUGCUCCUGGACAAGCAGCAACAGGAUCCGUCAAGGUCGGCCAGCCGAACACCGACCAGUCAAGCGGUUGCUGCUAGACAUCAUGUCAUCGUCGUUUGCGUUAUUUCCUGUAUACCACCUCUAAUCCUUGUUUUCUCUUCGUCCUUAAUGCCUUGUACAGCCGAGGAAUAUACGGUUACAAAGC